AUGUCGAGAUCGGCUCACGCGUCUCUCGUUGUUUGUGCAGCCCUGUUGGCAUUUGCAACCGGACUCCAGGAUAACUCGAGCGUAUCGUGGCCAUCGCUGAAGUUCCACUUCUCGGUCAAGCGAGUCGCUACCGAAAUUCACGGUAAAUCUGAAUUUUCCGUGUUCGCCCACCCCGUUCAAACACCUGGAGAUCCUACGCACGUGCUGUACGACACCUUCACGUCCUUCGUCGAAGACAACACGAUGUACAACUACUCGCUGGUGGACAGUGUGGCGUACGUUUAUCGCCGUUCCGUGACUGGAGGGGAUGACCCGAUGGUGAGUUGUAUGGAUGCCGAUACUUUGCCACCGAUCAAUUCGAUCGUGGCAGCGCUCAGUGACGCCGAGGCCGUGUCGAAAAUUACGGCUGGUGAUGGCCGCGUGAUUCCGUGUACGAGUGGUGACUCUUUCAAGGUGUCGGUGGAUACCGUGGACUUUGGCAUGUGUUUCUUCGGGUCCCGAGGGUUCAAGAUGUUUGGCAGUGAUAUGGACAUCGAAGUGGAGUACUUGAAAAAGCGUCUGCUGAUACGGGCACCAAAGCUCGAUGACAGUGCAGAAGAGGAGUGUGAGCCGACGAUUUUGCCGAGUCCGGUCACAUCGAUUGGAGAAUCCUUCUUGACCGGGAGCCCUGUUGUGGCAGAAGACAGAAUUCUGGAGAAAGCAUUUGGUGUAUUCUUGGAUGAUCAGUGCUCGUGCAGGUCCGCGCUGCGUCCGUGUAUAUUCAUCCACGGUCUUGGAGUUCAUGUUGAGAAGGAGGAGAAUGUUGACUCGUCAACUUACUGGGGCAAUCUGACAGGCCACACGCCGUGCUGCUCGUCGAUCAAGUACGCUAUGCUCAACACGGUGAAUAACUCGUGGACAGACGAUCUUUUACAGGAGAAAGUGUGCGAUCGUGCAUUGUCGGUGAGCAACUCCAGCAACGGAUCCACGAUUUCUGAUACCAUCAUCAUUACGCACUCGAUGGGCGGUCUUAUGGUGGCUGGUGCGAUUGCUAACAAAAAGUGCGAGCUUGCCAGCAGCACGACAUGGGUGGCCACUGGAUCACCACUGUCCGGAAGCAUGGCGUCUGACUACUUCCAAGAGUCGUGCAAGGACAACACCAAUGUUAUCAUGGAGAGAUACGCUGACCAGACAAAGCAAUGCCCGGCAGGCGAAGGGAUCAAGUCGAUCGUGUACCAAAAUGAAAGUUAUAGCACUCCCGAGCUCAAUGCGCAGUACAAGGCUGCACAGAAAGCGUACCGACAAAAUGUGUACGCAGCAAUGUGUAGCAACUCGUACAUCGGUGUCCUGUCAUCCUACCAGCUUCGCUUCUGGGUUGCAGGGAAUCUAAUUCCACACAAAUCAGCAGAGAAUGAUGGUGUCGUCGAAUUUAAAAGCUGCGCUGGAGGCAUACCACUGGACAAGUUCGGCGACGAUUACCGUAAUCGCUUCUACGUGACCGGACUAAAUCAUUUCGACGUGUCUUUUAAAGCAGGCGACUCGCUUUUGGAUAACUCCAAGAUGCCAGUGAAAUGGUUUGAGUGCUUGAUGUAA
This is a messenger RNA of Peronospora matthiolae, 1572 nucleotides long. The record is from the annotation of a GenBank genome assembly. NCBI's taxonomy places the organism in Eukaryota, Oomycota, Peronosporomycetes, Peronosporales, Peronosporaceae.